Messenger RNA from Camellia sinensis, 2210 nucleotides. RefSeq names its product UDP-glycosyltransferase 708G1. Gene Ontology annotation, molecular function: UDP-glucosyltransferase activity. Lineage: Eukaryota; Viridiplantae; Streptophyta; Magnoliopsida; Ericales; Theaceae. The record is from RefSeq and is a predicted model, not a curated record.
AAAUGGGGCAAAAGGCCACAUUUUGCAACUCAAUUUUUUAGGCUAAAAAGUUAGAAAAUUACUAAAAAAAUUAAAAAAUCAAUAGCUUAUAUCAAAAGUCAAAAAAUUAUUUCUCUUUACUUUUUGAAUAUCUUUAUAUAAAAAGUAAAAAAAUUAUCUCAAACAUACUUAUUUUUUCAUUUUAUAUUUUAAUUAAAAAAUUUAAAAAUUAAUAAAAUAACAUAUUCCAAACGAGACCUACAUAGCAAGGCUGGAUACAUAAGACUAAGUUCAGUAUCAGCGUUGCAAUGAACGUUUUUCUCCGACAAAACAUAACUCCUGCAAUCUAAUCUAAUCUAAUAAUCUUCCAAAAACAAAUAAACCACGUGGAUGACUUUCUAGGAAACUGACUUAUUGACAUGAUUUGCCACCAAACUUUCAUAUCUUGCUGACCACGAAAGCAUAAUCACAGGAAGAAUUCUAUCAGCAAUCGCCAUAUUUGACUUUCUGCAACUCAAAGCUCAAUAUAUAUUUAUAUCAUUUCUCACUCUAAGCAAUCAAACUAACAAAUACUAAAAUAUUUUCCUGAAAAUGUCACAUUCCAACCACCAAAGAUCAGCAGCUCCUCACGUAGCUCUCCUUCCCGGCUCCGGCAUGGGUCACCUAACACCCUUUCUCCGAUUCGCAGUUUCUCUAACCUCCCGCAACAUCCGAGUCACCAUCAUCACUCCUCACUCAACUGUCUCCCUCGCUGAGUCCCAAACUCUCUCUCACUUCUUCUCUACAUUCCCUUCAAUCACCCAAAAGCAACUUCGUCUCCUCCCAGUGAACGAGGCUUCUGUCACUUUAGAAGACCCUUUCUAUGCCCAAUACGAAGCCAUUCGCCGCUCCUCCCACCUCCUCCCACCGCUUCUCUCCUUGUUAUCUCCACCUCUCUCUGCUCUUGUCACCGACAUGAGCUUGGCCUCUACAGUUAUCCCCGUGACUCAAGCUCUUAGCCUCCCUAACUACAUUUUGUUCACAUCAUCUGCUAAAAUGUUGACACUCUUCGUGUCCUUCCACAGCAUGGUUGACUCACAAGCUACUAAUGAUUCUGAUGAAAUUCAAAUUCCAGGUAUGCGACCUAUACCUAAAUCAUGGGUUCCCCCAUCGCUACUGUCAGACACUUACAAUCUCCUAAAAACCCAGAUCGUCGAGAAUGGAAAGAAAAUGAUAGAAUCGGAUGGGAUUCUGAUCAAUACAUUUCAAAGUAUCGAGCAUGAGUCCUUGGAAGCACUUAAUGAUGGAAAAGUAGUAAAUGGGCUACCAAGGGUGACUGCCAUUGGACCGUUUCCUUCAUGUGAUUUUGAGAGGAGCCGGCCAUUAGCAUGGCUUGACGAUCAACCAGAAGGGUCAGUUGUGUAUGUUAGUUUUGGGAGCAGGACAGCUAUGUCAAGGGAGCAGAUCAGAGAGUUGGGUGAUGGAUUGGUGAGAAGCGGAUGUGGGUUUCUAUGGUUGGUGAAGGAAAAGAAAGUUGAUUGGGAAGAUGCAGCGGAAUUGGGUGAGGUGGUGGGAGAGGAGUUCAUAGAGAGUGUCAAGGGAAAAGGUUUGGUGGUGAAGGAUUGGCUGAAUCAAGAGGAGAUAAUGGCUCACCAAGCUGUUGGUGGGUUUUUGAGUCAUUGUGGGUGGAACUCAUUGUCUGAGGCUAUGUGGCACGGUGUGCCUGUGUUAGCAUGGCCUCAACACAGGGACCAGAAGAUGAAUGCAUAUGUUGUGGAGAGGAUCGGAUUGGGGAUGUGGGCAAAAGAUUGGGACUGGGGAGGAGGGGAGAUGGUAGUAAAGGGCGACGAGAUAGGGAAGAGAGUUGGGGAGCUGAUGGGAAAUGAAUUGCACAAGGUGCAAGCAAUGCGUAUUAGAGAAGAGGCCAGGAAAGCAGUGGGAGAUGGUGGGAGCUCUAUGAAAGGGUUAAUCGAACUCAUUGAGACCUGGGAGAAGUGAUAAUCCCCACUUUUGUGUUAUACAUAUCAAUGUAGACUAUGAUCAAAAUUGGCAAUAAUGUCAUGUUUCAACAUGAGAAGGGGUUUAUGAACAAAUAGAAUCUCAUACUAAACUACUUACAGAGCUUUGUAAAGUAUCCCUUUUGCACUAAUAAAGAUGCAAUUAGAUGGAAGGCAUUCAAACAAGAAAGUGGAAACAGAUUUGCACGAGGGCAUCAAAGAUGCAAAUAAUAAAAACUGAGGAUUUUGAUUUUU